This is a messenger RNA of Eimeria necatrix, 1476 nucleotides long. RefSeq lists its product as hypothetical. The record is from RefSeq and is a predicted model, not a curated record. Lineage: Eukaryota; Apicomplexa; Conoidasida; Eucoccidiorida; Eimeriidae.
AUGUUGCGUCUUCUAGCCUCCCAAGUUCCCGAAUAUUUCCCCCAAUUAAGCCCCUUUCUCAGGGGAAGGGAACCCCCCCGCGUGAGUAACCCACGCCACAGCAGCAGCAGCAGCAGCAGCAGCAGCAGCAGCAGCGGCACCGCUGCCCUCUCCAGCGCCACGCUGCUGCAGCCUUCCAGGACACCGUUGAGCCGUCCCAGCAGCAGCAGCAGCAGCAGCAACAGCAGCAGCAGCAGCAGCAGCAGCAGCAGCAGCAGCAGCAGCAGAGUGGCGCGCGCUGCUUACCACCACUCCUCGGAGCUGCAGCGGUACUUCACCAACCGCCUGCACAAGAAGAUCUGCCCCCGCUGCAGCAGACCCAACAGCUUGCCAGUUUGCUGCUGCUGCUGCUGCCAGCAGCAGCUCUCGGACCUGCACAUACACCCCGUCGGCAAAGACCCUCUCUGCGAGCUCGUGCUGUCGAGACACCGCAACCACGACGCCUCUCCUUUCCUCCUUUCUCGCCUUUCAAAUUCCAAACAACUUCCACACUCAAAUGCCCCUUACUUUUCCCUCGAAGCUUUCCUCAACCAGUCCCCCACGCCCCUGUGGGGCCCCCCUGGGGGCCCCCUGGGGGCCCCCCGGGCCCUUGGGGGGUUUGAAUUGUUUCGUUCGUUCAAGUUUGUGGUUUCUGUGUUUCCGUUUUCUGCGGCGUUCGUACACCUGGUGGGAGUGCCGAAGGCGGCGAUUUACGACUUGAAGCAACUGAGGAGAAGUCAUUUGGAGUUGUUGUUGAAAAUGAAAGAAAAGACGGAGUUUUUGGCGGGUCUUUUGGUGGACUUGCGUUUGCAAAAGUUAAAAAGUGAAGCUGCAGCGGCGGCGGCGAGCGCGCGCGCGCGCGGAGGUGCGGAUACACCUGCGGCGGAAUUCUGGGGUGUACGUACACCUGAAGACGCGGCGGCGGGGCGGAAAGCAGCGGCGGAAACUCCGCAGCCGUCAGAAGAAUUAAAUGGAUUAAAAGUGGAAUUAAAUGAAUUUAAAGUGGAAUUAAAUGCAUUUAAGGAGAAAGAAAUCAACUCCAAGUUGAAACAAAUGACUGUCUUCGGCUUCAACUAUCCCGCGGAGUUCAGCCAACUCUGCAUGCAUGCACUCACUCCCCCCUUUUCCAACUUUUCUCUUUUCCAAUUUCCUUUCUUUUAUCCUUUCAACAAAGUUGCCAAAGACCUCCAGACCCGCGGCGCCGUUCAAGUUGUUCCUGCUGCUGCUGCUGCUGCUGCUGCUGCUGCUCUCAGGUUCGCUUUGCUGCUGCGGCUGCUGCUGCUGCUGCUGCUGCCCGCAGUUCAAUUCCACUUCUUGCUUUUUCUGCUGCUGCUGCUGCUUCUGCUGCAGACCCUGCUGCUCCUUUUGCUGCAGCAUUUUGUUGACUUUGCUGCUGCAGCUCUUUAUGAUAAUGCAGUUUUAUUUGCUGCUGCAGCACUUUGUAAAGAUGCAAUUUAA